UCCUCCUUCCUCUUCUCUGGCUGUUUCUUCCUCCAUUAUCCCUCAGCAGCAGCUGUUGAUAGGACAAACUAAUCUUUCCUAGUACCUUCUAUUCUCACAACCUCAACUUCAGCUACCCCCCACCCCACAAGGUAUAACAUACAUAUAGAUAUGUAUAGAAUCUCGGGAUAGGAAGUUGGUCAGUUUGAUGUAGAGUUGUCGUUAACGGAAGUCGAGUCGUGGCUAGUCAUGGCCAAGACAUCAGCAAGAAUUCAAGAGAUGAGGGAGAGAAGUGACCAGUUCAGCUGUGUGUGGGGGUUGUUUAGUAUGCUCGAUUCCCGACCAGGCCCUUCCAGUCGUAAGCUGAUUUCAAACGGGCGGCCCGUGAAUAAACAAAUCAUAGAUUAUUCAAGGACGCUCGACCGUUUCGCCAGCUUUGAUGAGGAAUGUCGAAAAAUUCAAGAUGAAGCCGAGUUGGCAAGUACCAUUAGGCUUUCUGAGAGUUUCCGAAGAAGUCUGAGUCUUGGGAAGCAUGGUCAGGCUGAUGAUGAGACCAACAUGCAGCAGGCUCAGAUGAGUGCCAAAGCUUUUGUUGAUCAGACGUUUACCGACAGAAAACGCAUACACAGUGAAGGGAAUAGGAAUGAGUCCAAGCCGUUCUCUGAUGCACUGGAAAUUCUGAGUACAAACAAAGACUUGUUCAUGGAACUCUUGCCAGAACCAAACAAGAACUCUCAACCUGAGAGCAAAGAUUGCUCUGAACAGCCUGGAAGUAUUCAAACUGAGUUCUUGGAAAAGAUCGAUUAUCAGUCUCAGUCCUCCUCCAGGAAGAGUUUCACGGCCCAGCCUACUAAUAAAAUAGUUAUCCUGAAGCCAGCACCCCAAAAGGGAAAAUAUUGUGAAAACGUCGCCUGUCGUUGCUCGCCAAGGCCGUGCUGUCAAAAAUCGAGUAGCAGAAUGUCGGGGAGCAAACCGACUUCUUUCUCCAUCAGGGAAAUAAAGGAAAAACUCAAGUAUUCAUUUGGAGGCACCAGAAAGGAACCAAACCUGUUCUCAGUGGAUAGCACUUCACCUAGACUUUCUCACAACUGUAUCUGUAUCGGACUGAGCAAUCCUUUGAAUUCCGUAAAGACAAAUCAAAAUCAGUCUGAUAACGCUUGCACGACUGAUACUAGGCGCAGAAAAGUAGACUCUCCAAGUAUCGGAUUCUGCAAUGAACAUGAAGUUGAUGCAGAUUUGGAGGCAAAGAAAAGCAAAAGUGCCCCUGAAACGAUUCCUCGCGCAACCGGAUACGAUGUCUGGCCCAUUAGCCCAGUAAGGGACAGCCGACAUUGUUCUGGUUCUGCACAGAUGAGAUUUAGUCCAUCAAGAACCAACACAGACGUUGCAUCAUGUCAUGACUAUGAGUGCAAUGAUAAAGUAGAGAUUUUGAGCAAAAUCCCGAGCUCGCCUCUGAUUUCGACCACUGAUGGAAACUCAGAUACUACCAUCAUUUCUGCAGCUGACAAUGUGAAGGCUACCGGCGAGCCAAAGAUGGUCGAAAUGAACAGCAUUUGGCACUCACAACUUCCAAGCGAAACAAGCAGCACUUAUGUUACCAGCAACGUGCAAAAAAGAACUGAUACAAUGCAUUCCACAUUGCAGAACUCAUUUCCAGAGAACGAGACAUUUACGAAUACAGUAGACAAUUAUGCAUCUACUCCUACAAGCAUCUACCAGUUAGACAGACCGGAAAACGUUACACAUCAAGAAGAACAUCGAAGCCCAGUGUCCGUCCUCGACCAAUUCUUCACAGAAGAUGCUAACAGCCCUUCAAGCAUAAUGCUUCAAACUACCAGACAGCCAUUAAAACCUCGACGUCUUGAUUUUGAAGAAUGCUCAUUUCAGACAUCCCCGCAAGAAGCACCAAUCAGUCCUGCAAACACCAGCAUUACUGAACAAGAUCACGUCUCCUGCUACGUGCAUUUCGUGUUGCAGGCUUCUUGCUUAACUUGGGAUCAACUAUCAGAAAUCCAACCACUAUCAGAAGAGCUGCUGAAUCCAUCCUUAUACGACGAAAUCGAUUUUCAUCCAUCUGAUGCUCAUUUUGAUCCCAAGCUUCUUUUUGAUCAUAUCAACGAAGUUCUAGUACAGAUUCAUCGAUCCCUUCUCUGCUCCCCUCCUCUGUUAUCAUUCCGUAAACCAAGAAUCACCUCUUUGCCACUGGAAGAAGUUGUGCUCGAUCAGAUAAUGAAAGAAGCUGAGUUCUAUCUCCUUCCUUGGACCGAGGAAACAACGUUAGAAGAGCACAUCGCGAAAGACAUUGCAGAUUCUAAGACGUGGCUCGAUGUCCGAAUCGAAACAGAACAUAUCAUGAUUCACAUUUCAGAAGAGGUUGUGGAGGAACUGAUUACGGAUACACUGCUUCAGUUUAGGACAUGAAUUCAUAUUCUCAAACUUGUUGACCAUUACAAUAGUUGGUCCAGCCAUUUGUAGACUUGGGCUGGUUUGAUGAAUUCCAUCUGAUGUUCAUUCAUAUAUGCAUGUCCUAAGUAUCGAUCUUGAA
Messenger RNA from Sesamum indicum (sesame), 2524 nucleotides. The record is from RefSeq and is a predicted model, not a curated record. NCBI's taxonomy places the organism in Eukaryota, Viridiplantae, Streptophyta, Magnoliopsida, Lamiales, Pedaliaceae.